GAGCGCGAAGAAAGCUAAGCUGAGAGGCACUUGUAUGAAGACGGAAUGGAUACAAAGAAAUUAACAUAGUGAGCUUGAUCAAUCAUUACACUCCUGUCGAAGAGAUGAAGGUUAAAAUAAAGCAGUGGAAUGGUGUGGCGUCCUGGUUGUGGGUAGCCAACGAUGAGAACUGCGGCAUCUGCAGAGCGCCUUUUAACGGCUGCUGCCCAGAUUGUAAGGUCCCAGGAGAUGAUUGCCCUUUGGUUUGGGGUCAGUGCUCUCACUGUUUCCACAUGCACUGCAUCCUGAAGUGGCUGAACUCUCAGCAAGUGCAGCAGCAGUGCCCAAUGUGCCGUCAGGAGUGGAAGUUUAAAGAGGGAGACACUUCCUGAGGAGAUUAAAUAAGUGUACACUCUCA
Molecule: messenger RNA, 397 nt
Organism: Sinocyclocheilus grahami
Lineage: Eukaryota; Metazoa; Chordata; Actinopteri; Cypriniformes; Cyprinidae
Gene: anapc11
Product: APC11 anaphase promoting complex subunit 11 homolog (yeast)
Exons: 4
Coding region: 105-371 (88 amino acids)
Biological process (GO): anaphase-promoting complex-dependent catabolic process
Cellular component (GO): anaphase-promoting complex
Molecular function (GO): zinc ion binding; cullin family protein binding; ubiquitin protein ligase activity
Source: RefSeq, a predicted model, not a curated record